Messenger RNA from Fusarium coffeatum, 3369 nucleotides. RefSeq lists its product as uncharacterized. NCBI's taxonomy places the organism in Eukaryota, Fungi, Ascomycota, Sordariomycetes, Hypocreales, Nectriaceae. Bases 1 to 3369 code for a protein of 1122 amino acids. The record is from RefSeq and is a predicted model, not a curated record. The transcript is spliced from 2 exons.
AUGCUCGCACGUUGGUCUCGGUUAUGGAUGAUCUUUUGUCUCCUGCUGGCGUUUCAACAUGUUAGUGGAGAGGCUUUCGAGAUAGCCCCAAGAGCGGGCGACGACGAUGCGCAAAAGACAACAGCCGUUGAGUCCGGCUCAACCUCGACACAGGCACACAACAGUAUCACAAAAACUACCGAGGCUUUGGGAAAAAAGACAGAAUCUUCUGAGCCCACGAAUUCACAGUCAGAGAGUGAAGCCAUCUCUGUAACCGCUACCGAGUUGGAGAAGUCGGAAAGUUCAGAUCCUACAUCGACAAGCACAGGUGGUCCAUUCGAAAGUGGACUUGAUGAAUCUUCCUACUACAAUGCCACAAUACCUGCCGGCCAACUUCCUAUCGAGCCAAAGCUCACACCAGGCUGGGGUGUCGCAGGAACCAUCAUGCUUCUUACUGGUGCCGGGUACACUCUCAUUGGAAUCAAGAAUCGAAUGAUCCAUACCUUCUUCUCGACUGCUUUCGCCGCAGCUCUAUGCGUUGCUGUACUGAUCGUCUAUGUCAUGAAGUCUGAAGUCAGCGACGCUUUGCAAGGAGGUUACGUCGUUGCUGCCGUGAUCUCUGGGUGUAUCCUCGGUGGAGCUUCUAUGUUUUUCAGGGAGAUAACAGAGGGUUUAGGCUGUGCUUUGGGUGGCUUCUGCGUAAGUAUGUGGCUUCUCUGCUUAGUUCCUGGAGGGCUGCUUGGUCCCGUCGUGGCCAAAGCUAUUUUUAUUGCUUGCUUUACUGUGGGUGGUUUUGCCUUUUACUUCAGCCAUUACACCAGAGAUUGGGCACUCAUCCUCAUGAUUUCCUUCUCCGGUGCUACAGUUACAGUACUUGGAAUCGAUUGCUUUAGUCGAGCUGGGCUGAAGGAAUUCUGGGCCUAUGUCUGGGAGCUCAACGAUGAUUUGUUUCCACUCGGGGCCGACACUUAUCCAGUCACGAAAGGCAUCCGAGUUGAAACUGCAGCAAUCGUCAUUAUCUGCCUAUUCGGCAUCAUCUCCCAGAUCAAGCUAUGGAAGCUCGUUCGCGAAAAGCGUGAAAAGAAGGCAGAAGCGGCUGCUGAAGGGGAGCGCAAUCUUCGUGAGGAAGAAGAACAAGUUGGCAGGAAUAUCGAAGAGGCGAAUGCGCGCGAGAGGCGACAGUGGGAGCGCAUUUAUGGCAAUGGAGAUGCAGGAACCUCGACAGCCUCUCGCACUUCGAACGAUGGCGGAACUCCCAACGAGAAGCACAAUCGACUCAGCCAGACCGACUCUUCGAAAGGACAAUCCGCCUCAGUUGUUGAGGUUAUUGAGAUGACAGACAUCCCCGACCCUGAGCAACCCAAGGAACAGCCUACCACCACCGUAAACUUGAUGUCUUCCGAGCACGACGAGGACGGCAGAGUAACGGUUCGCGUGGCGUCAAAUGAUAUCGCUCCAACAACUACCGAGAUCGUAAACGACACUAUUGGUAAUGAUGGACAAAAACGUCCUACCGUAGACAAUCAGACCGACAGACGCGUUUCUACUCAACUAUCCAUUGCCAGAUCGACAGCACCUCCUGUUGUUCCUCUUCCAUUCACUAUUCCCGUUGCCAACGACGAUCAUGAUGCCCUUACUCACGAGGAUCGCUCAUCCGUGGCCACCUUUGCUGAUGAACAAGAUACCGAACCUCAGACACCUAACAACCGCCGACACUCACUUGCGAAAAGAUUAUCUCGCCUCUCGCGUGGAUCGAUGGAAUUGCUUGGAAAUAUUUCCCACCGAUCGAGCCGUGUUCUUGGAGAGUCUCAGGAACACGAACAUGGUGAAAGUACCGACGAGUUGGUCAUCCCACGGUCGCGAUCGCACGAUGACGAUGGCUCAGUUGCAGCGACAGUGGACGAUGAGAGCGUCAGUGGUGAUGAUCGCAACUCUCGUAGCACUCAAGAAUUGCGAAAGGGUAUCGAAAUCAACGCUGAACUCUCAGGAAAGGGUGGAAAGGAUAAGCCAAGCACACAUGAAGCGGACCAGGAUUCUCCCGUGGCUGUUGGUACGAGCGAUACAACUAAGCCAGAUGAACCGAAGAGAGAGGAAGAUGCUGCAACAGGUGUUGACAAGAGCAAGUCUGUGACAUCUAGCUCUUCAGCCCGCGUGAGCCUGACCAAGGAUCGACUCCCUAGAUCACUUUCCAAGGUAGCAUUGUCUUACCGAACAAAUGAAUGGGCCAAGCAUUUGAGCAACGCAGAAGCUCCCGAGGUCGACGAGAUCCAAGUUACUGCACCCAGGAGUUCAGCAGUGCCAACGAUUGAAACACCGGCUCCCGUACACAUGGAAGAGCUACGCAAGGCCUCCAGUGAAGGAACACCAGCACCAGCAAUCACGCGGUCGGACUCGCAAACCUCUCAUCUCUCUCAUGCGGCACCUCGCCGUGGCUCAAAGCAACAUGUUCCAGCUGCACUGGCUCUUCUCACAGGCGAGAACCAGCAUCGUAGCCCUGGCUCAACUCCAACUAGCGGUGCCAUGCCACGCUCAUCUAGCGGAGCCUUGAGAAUAGCUUCUGGAGCAAUCGCUCCUAUUGCAGAAGAACAGGUUGCUUCAAACCCGACACCACCUGCCCCAACAGGAGAGUCAAUAGGGCAACAAAAUCUGAGCGUCCCAGGUGUCACAGAAGGCCAGCGGUCAUCGACCCCAGGUGUUGUAUCGUACUCGAGUCCCCAGACUCUUCUCGGUCAACGGGAGAUGUACCUCCGCAACAAGUCGGCAGGAAAUUUGUUGGCCAGCUCGUCAGAAGUCAACCUCCCUGCUCGAUAUAGAACCUCGAGCGAUGCUGGAUCACUCAACAACUAUCCGAUGUACGCCGCUGCUGUCGGAAUGGAUGCCGACGACCUGCCCUUGAACAAAAGAAAGGAACUCAUGCGACAGAGCAGCCUGAGUCCAUCAAACUCGACACCAUCACUUCAACGUCUCAGUGGUGGUAGCAAUACCAACAACUUCAACGCUUCAGAUGCGUAUUUGAACUCUCACCAACCCCAGCGCGUAUCGACACUCCCCAAUUCUGCGGCUCGAGAGACGGCACUUGCCAACUUCCGACAGUCGGUCCAACAUGAGCUACGCGCCGGCACACCUGUUAUCAGUACCUCUGGUCGCGAGACCCCGUUCACCCCGCAAUCCCUCUUGGCCAGCCGGGAGGUAGAGGUCCAGCGUAACGUCGACAUGAGCCGAAACAUUCUUUUGAGUCAGAAGCAGGCCGAAGCUCAGCGCCGUGAGACACAGCAACGAGAGAAAGAAUGGGCCGAUAAGGCUUUUGACGAGCGCAUGCGAAAUGGAGACCUUCUCGAUGUACAUCGUGAAGCUAUGCGCAAACUUCAAAGACACGCUAAGGACAUGUAA